CGCAUGUAAUGUGAAAGUAAGACAGUCUGGUUAGAGGAGAGCAAGGCUUCGAACUGAAAACAAGGCGUGUCUUCGUAUAUCCUGAGCGCAUGUGCAGUGAAAGUAGAAAUGUGACUUCUCGACUUGGAUCAUUGACAGUCUUUGAAAGGUGUGGCGAUCUUUAGAAAUGAAGACGUGUAACUAGGAGAAAACUGCACAUGGUAAGUUAGAGAUCGCCGUUGUUUUCAAAUUAAGCUAGUGAGCUGUGAGCAUUUGCAUUCACCAAGUAGCCCACACUGAACAAGAACAGGUGAAGGAUGUCUGACCGAGGCAUUCCAUUUAAGUACUUCUACUACAUCAAGCAGCAAGUCUGCGAUGAAUGGGAGGAUCUGGCCGGAUUUCUUGGCUUUGACCCCCCAGCAAUCAAAAACAUCAAGGGCAGAAACCCCGAUGACGCGUCUCGAUGCAGGGACCUCCUGGGGGAGUGGCAACGGCGGAAGGGAGACGAGGCGACUAUGGGAGUGGUGAUGGAGGCUCUAUCUGAUAUGGGCCUGGAUGGGGUUCUGGACGGACUCAAACAAAAAUACCCUGAGUUGAAAAAGGAGCCGAUGCCACAAUCCGGACCCAUAAAGAAGGCUAUGAGGGAAGCUGCAGGUACAUUUCUCGAUUGCCUAUCAGUAGAAAACUGUAAAAAUGAUAUAAUGUCAAUAUAAAUCGUCUUACUGUUCAGUUAUAUUCAAAUGACGAUAAGUGCUAUUUUAUAUAUUCAUCAUUUAUCAGUUGGGAAUAGAGCCGAUUUGCUGUCUUGUACAAAACGCAAGGAUUCCCUGGUAUAUGUUGGCAGUAUGACUAAUUGUCUGUACCCUGCCCUGUCAGGGCCAGCAGAAACACCUGGCGGCAGUG
Molecule: messenger RNA, 882 nt
Organism: Branchiostoma belcheri (Belcher's lancelet)
Lineage: Eukaryota; Metazoa; Chordata; Leptocardii; Amphioxiformes; Branchiostomatidae
Exons: 5
Coding region: 297-692 (131 amino acids)
Biological process (GO): positive regulation of extrinsic apoptotic signaling pathway; TRAIL-activated apoptotic signaling pathway
Cellular component (GO): cytoplasm; CD95 death-inducing signaling complex
Molecular function (GO): caspase binding; death receptor binding
Source: RefSeq, a predicted model, not a curated record